This is a messenger RNA of Zymoseptoria tritici IPO323, 2247 nucleotides long. RefSeq lists its product as uncharacterized. The transcript has 5 exons. NCBI's taxonomy places the organism in Eukaryota, Fungi, Ascomycota, Dothideomycetes, Mycosphaerellales, Mycosphaerellaceae. The annotation marks the transcript as partial. The record is from RefSeq and is a predicted model, not a curated record.
GAGCAUCCCGCCGAAGACGUGCACGUUACCGGUACCUUUGACAACUGGAGCAAGAGUGUGGAGCUGAAGAAAGUCGACACCGGUUUUGAGAAGCUCGUGUCGCUACCUCCAACGACCGAGAAGAUCUUAUACGGCGUCGCUGGGAGCUUCGCACUCCACGCGCACACGGCGACCACGCGCGUCUCACAGACUGCCAUGCUGACUCGCAACGCACAGUUCGUUGUAGACGGUGUCUGGAUCCACGACCACACCGGCAAGACCGAGACCGAUCACGAAGGCAACAUCAACAACGUCCUCUACCCCGAAGACAUCGGUCCUCCAAUGUCGGCUGCCAACAUGACUGGCACGUCUGCCGCGCCGACCACGACCCAGCGUGCAGGUCAGGUUCCCCUUGAGAAAGAGAAAGAUAUGAAGGACACUCCUGGCGCAUUCCCCGAGACACCCGCUACGGAUCUACAUGGCAAAGGCGAGCAAAGCAAUCCAUUUGAAGUCGCGCCUCUCCCUGCGACUGGCGGUAUUGGAAACCCAAUCCACCUUGCGCCAGGCGAAAAGGUUCCAGAAUCGUCGACGAUCACCCCGAACACCAUAUCCUCGCAGGUGCACGACGACCCGGAGCUCGUCGCAGCCGCAGAAAAGGAAGAGCAGAGUACUGUUGGAGUCGCGCCUCUCCCUGCGACUGGCGGUAUUGGAAACCCAAUCCACCUUGCGCCAGGCGAAAAAGUUCCAGAAUCGAGCUCAAUCACCACAAACACGCUCGACAGCAAUGUCAAGCUCGACAAGGCCUCAUACGAGAAGAGCGAUUCCGGCGCACCAGUCUUGCCUCCAGUUCUGACCCCACAGAAUGAGCGCGAUGCGGGUGGCGCAGGCAUGUUCGGUCUGGGACCCCAGACUACCAAUAUGAUCCCGGAAUCCAGCAUGGGCAUGGGUGCCGAUGCUCCUCCAGCGAUCGACGGACCCGCGGGCGCCGCCAUCUCUUCAGUCGGCGCAAACAGCACCACUAACCAGCUCGCAGGCCAGCAGCCACUCGAGCAGAGGGGUGUUCCCAGUGUCGUUACAGACAGCCAGCAAGCCGCACAUGUCGAUCCCGAGGCUUCUGCCAACCCUCGCGCCGUGGAGGAGAAGAAUGAGAUUGAAAAUGAGCUCAAAUCGAAGGUUCCUGAGGAGCCACCCGUUGGCGAGAAGAAGGAGAGCUCGAGCAACAGCGGUGGAAUCGCUGCGGCUGUGACUGGAGGUGUGGCUGCGGUGGGUGCUGGUGCCGCCGGCGCUGCCCUUGCUCUCAACCAGAAGACCAAGGAGACGACCGGCAAGGACCCAGUUUCCACACUCCCGCAGUCUGUUCAGGACAGCAUCAACGGCGCCAACAAGAACUCGUCCUCUUCCGUAGGUGGAGCCACAACCGCCGACAACGUUGGCUCGUCGUCAACUGCGACGCCCGCCAACGCUGUGCCCGAGGAGGUGAAGGAGUCUCAGAAGGAGGCCCACGUCGCACCAGAGGCAUCAGCGAACGCUGAGGCAGUUGAGGAGAAGAGCCAGGUUGAAAAGGAGCUUCUUGCCAAGACUGGCGAACACGCACCACACACCUCCACGACCGCCGCCAGCGCUGUGCCUGAGGAGGUGAAGGAGUCUCAAAAGGAGGCUCACGUCGCACCAGAGGCGUCAGCAAACGCUGAGGCUGUUCAAGAAAAGAGCGAAGUUGAGAAGGAGCUUCUCGCUAAGGUUCCGACCACACAAGAGACUGGCGAACACGCACCAGCCAUUGCCGCCGCUGCGGGUGUGCACACCUCCAAUGCCUCUGGCGAGCCUGCUCCCACCGCCUCCGCGGCCGCAGCGACCACGGCCCCGUCCGCCACCUCCGCUUCCGGUGCCCCUCAACUCGCCGACCCUGUCGGAGCCGGCCUCGCACCCAUCAACAUGAACGAGACCAACAAGGGACUUAACGCGCCUGCAACCGCACCCGCCACCACCCAGCCGCAAGACUCCCGCGACGUCUCGCCAAUGUCCAAGACGGCCACCACUUCCCGCACCGGUAACGCGAGCCAGGGUGAACCCCUCGUGACCGACGGCGUCACCUCUGCUGCGGCUCCCGCUACAUCCGGCACGCCUGUCGGCACGCCGAGAAAGGUCGCGCCGGCGCAGGCGAAGAGGAUGAGUAUGCGAGACUCGUCCAAGAACUCGGGAAUGCCGGACUCGGGCAAGGAGAAGAAGAAGGGAUUCUUCUCCAAGCUCAAGGAGAAGUUGAACAAGUAG